AUGUACAUCUCUCCCGAUGAAGUACUGAACCGUGUAACAUCUAUGUUGGGUGCAACAUGCACGGGGUUCACCGUGGAGUUUGGUGGUGACAGGGAAAAAGAAAUGAUGCCACCAGAUGCGAUUGUGGAACUCAUUGAUUUGCAAUCUUUGCCGGAUCAUUCAGAGACUAUUAAUAGUGAUUUGGUGAUGGGAGGUGUAAAAGAACGCCAAAAGCCCUCUGAAGAACUACAACAGGCUCAGAUGAGAAAGGAGUUAGCCAUGGAGGCUUAUUUUUAA
Molecule: messenger RNA, 276 nt
Organism: Parnassius apollo (apollo)
Lineage: Eukaryota; Metazoa; Arthropoda; Insecta; Lepidoptera; Papilionidae
Source: the annotation of a GenBank genome assembly